AUGUCUCUCCGCAAGACCGCUACUCUCUCCUCCGGCGCCACCAUCCCCACCCUGGGAUACGGUACCUGGCAGUCCGCCCCUGGCGAGGUCGGCCGUGGCAUCUUCGAGGCCCUCAAGGCUGGCUACCGUCACCUCGAUCUGGCCCUGAUCUACCAGAACCAGAAGGAGGUCGCCGAGGGCAUCAAGCAGGCCUACAAAGAGAUCCCUGGCCUCAAGCGCGAGGACAUCUUCAUCACCUCCAAGCUGUGGAACAACCGCCACCGCCCCGAGGAGGUCGAGAAGGCUCUCGACGAGACCCUGGCCGAGCUCGAGCUCGACUACCUUGACCUCUACCUCAUCCACUGGCCCGUUGCCUUCCCCGCCGGCGACUCCCUCUUCCCCCUUGCCCAAGGCGAUGACAGCCAGGUCGCCCUCGACCAGGGUGUCUCUCUGUCCGACACAUGGAGGGCCAUGACCAAGCUCCCCAAGACCAAGGUCCGCACCGUCGGCGUCUCUAACUUCACCAUCGAGCAGCUCGAGACCGUCAGCAACGACGUCGGCCAGGUCCCCGCUGUCAACCAGAUUGAGCGUCACCCCAAGCUGGACCAGAAGGACCUGAACGAGUACUGCGACAAGAAGAACAUCCACAUCACCGCCUACUCUGCCUUUGGCAAUAACAACUUUGGCUUUCCCCUUCUCAUCAACACCCCCGAGAUCAAGGCCGUCGCCGACCGCCUCGGCAAGGCCAAGGGCACCGAGGUCACUCCCGCCCAGGUCAUUCUCGCCUGGGCCCAGAUUGGCGGACGCAGCGUCAUCCCCAAGUCCGUCACCCCUUCGCGCAUCCACGCCAACUUCCAGGAGAUUGAGCUCGACGACGAGGCCGUCAAGGAGAUUGCCAAGAUUGGCGAGCAGCCCCAGCGCUACAAUGUGCCCAUGACCUACAAGCCCAAGUGGGACAUCAACAUCUGGAAUGACGAGAAGGAGAAGGACGCCAAGAACAAGCCCGUCCUCAAGGUUUAA
Molecule: messenger RNA, 999 nt
Organism: Emericellopsis atlantica
Lineage: Eukaryota; Fungi; Ascomycota; Sordariomycetes; Hypocreales; Bionectriaceae
Product: NADP-dependent oxidoreductase domain-containing protein
Exons: 4
Coding region: 1-999 (332 amino acids)
Cellular component (GO): cytosol
Molecular function (GO): aldose reductase (NADPH) activity
Source: RefSeq, a predicted model, not a curated record